Molecule: messenger RNA, 477 nt
Organism: Penicillium subrubescens
Lineage: Eukaryota; Fungi; Ascomycota; Eurotiomycetes; Eurotiales; Aspergillaceae
Exons: 2
Coding region: 1-477 (158 amino acids)
Source: RefSeq, a predicted model, not a curated record
AUGGGGCCGGAGAAGGAGGUGGUUCCGCCCGCCUCCCCUCACAAUUCUUCCAUACUCUGCCGUCAGCCUCGCCGGGUGUUGGUUUCGAUCAGCACCGGGGGUGGGUUCACGCCACGGCCGUUCCCCUCGGGGGGCGCGUCGGGGCCUCUGAAGCCCUGGGAUCCCUGGAUCCCCGGCAAUGCCGAAGCCUGUGGACUCUUGGCCGCUGGCCAGCAGACCCGUCCUUUGGUAGUAUCCUGGGGGAAGCCGCCCUGCGCCAAACGCCGUUCGCCGGCGGUCGCGCGGGGGCCGGGCCCCCCUUCCGAGGGCCGUAUGCCGCAGCCCGUCCCUGCCCGUCCGGGCGGUGGCCGGAAUCUCUGCGUGCGGACCGGCGCUGAGGAGCUUAGAGGGGGCAAUUUGAUGGCCGCUCGCACCCCCCCGGUACGCCGGGCGGGGUGUGCCGGUCGGGCGCCCCGUGCGCCCCUUCCGUUUAACUAA